This is a messenger RNA of Sebastes umbrosus (honeycomb rockfish), 7096 nucleotides long. Its product is annotated as zinc finger protein 609-like. Bases 727 to 5028 code for a protein of 1433 amino acids. The transcript has 9 exons. Gene Ontology annotation, biological process: regulation of transcription by RNA polymerase II. The record is from RefSeq and is a predicted model, not a curated record. NCBI's taxonomy places the organism in Eukaryota, Metazoa, Chordata, Actinopteri, Perciformes, Sebastidae. Gene Ontology annotation, cellular component: nucleus.
AAACCCCAGUCCAUUCCGUGUGGUGGUGGAUCCAGCUCCAUGUCUUUACCCCCGGUGCUCUGUGGGAGUGUGGUGACAGUUCAGUCCGACCCGGAGCGCCUCCUCCUGGGUUUCCUCCCCGCUGCUCCCGCUGCUGCUGCUGCUGCUGCUGCUGGUUGGCUACAUUGUAUCAGUUCCCACACGAAGAAGAAGCAGCAGCACCACGGCGGCACUCAUCAUCCAGACACGGUGAACACGGAGGAGGAAUACUAACCGGGAUGGUACGCUGCUCGCUGGGGGAUUAAUCACCUGAAGGUCGCUGGAGGAGAGGACUGUGGACUCGUAUCGAGGCUCUGAGACGGCACCGAUAAAAACACAAUGCCCUCCGGACUCGGGUUGUUGUCGCUGAGGACGGUCUCUGGAAGUGUGAUGGCAGAAGUCCAGUGAAUAGUGGCCUCCUCCUCUCUCUGGUGCUGGAUGUCUUGGGGAGAGAGCGCUGCUUUCUGCUGCUCCACAGAGGUUUUAUUAUAAUAACCCACACUCUUGAUUUGUUCUCUUCACGGAGUGCACACCACCAUGGACAGAGCAGGGUUUGGAAUAGGAGUGGCUAGCUAAGUCGGACAAAAUGUGGUUAAAUGGGACCGGGACGAGUAGACCGUGAGGAUUCUCUAACCCUUGCCCCCGAGUCCCAACCGUCUGAGAGGGUGUCGGACCUCACUGAGGCAAUCCUGGGCCGUUGGCACUAAAAUGUCCCUAAGUGGUGGCACUGCAGGCGGGAAAGGUGUGGACUCUAAUGCGGUGGACACUUACGAUAGCGGGGAUGAGUGGGAUAUCGGUGUUGGAAAUCUGAUUAUUGACCUUGACGCUGACUUAGAGAAGGACAAACUUGAGAUGUCUGGCACCAAGGACGGCAUGGCGGCACCUCCCAGUGCAGUGGCAGCGUUGCCCGACAACAUCCGGUUUGUUAGUCCAGUGUCUGGCUCUCAAGGCAAGGAAAGCAAAUCCAAAUACAAGCGCAGUAAGAACUCUAAAGACAAUAGUAGCAAAGCUUCAGCUGGUGAUGGGGGUAAAAAAGAAACAGGACGGACUCAAGUUGAGCCAACGGGCACGGCAGCGGGUGCAGCAGCUGCUGGCAACAAUUCCACCUCUGGGAAGAACAUGGAAAAAGGGGGCAAAGCCUCCAGAGGUGUGCUGAGUGGUAAAAAGGAGAAAGAAGGGGCUGGUGGGAAAAGUAAGAAGGACAAAACAGAAGGAGCCCCAAUCGUGGCAAUAGCCGCUGCGGAGAAGGAUGUUGUGUCUCAAGCCCAAGUUGCUUUGGGGAAUAGUCGUAACGCAACCUUUGAGAACACACAAUCAACAGACUUGGCAGAAGCCAAUCAAAUGGGGAAUAUUGCACUUGAACCUGUAGGGAUAGUACCAGCAUUGACUGCAAAAACUGAACCAGAGGAGGUGGAAAAUGGUAACGGUGAAUGCAAGACGUUAAAGAAGGUGAAAAAUGAAAAGAUGGAAUCUCCUGUCUCCACGCCAGCUCCUCCCCCCCUCCACCUCCUGGCCACAGUAGGCAACAGUGAGAUUUCCUCGCCGUGUGAGCAGAUAAUGGUGCGCACACGCUCGGUGGCCGUGAACACAUCCGAUGUGGCCCUGGCUACCGAGCCCGAGUGCCUGGGGCCCUGCGAGCCCGGUACAAGUGUCAAUCUCGAAGGCAUUGUGUGGCAGGAAACUGAAGACGGCAUGCUGGUGGUCAAUGUUACUUGGAGAAACAAGACAUAUGUGGGCACUCUGUUGGACUGUACACGGCAUGACUGGGCUCCCCCCAGGUUUUGUGAAUCCCCUACAAGCGAUCUGGAGAUGAGGAAUGGCCGUGGUCGAGGUAAGCGAAUGAGACCGAAUAGCAACACCCCGAUCAACGAGAACAGCAACUCAUCAGACAACAAAGGCACCGCCAACAACAAGACGCGUGCCGCCUCUAACAGCAAGGGCCGGAGGGGCAGCCAGACGCCAUCAGAGCGCCGCACGCCGCCUAACAGCAACACAGAGGACAUCAAGGCUAGUCCCUCCUCAGCUGGAAAACGUAAGACCAAACCAGCCUCGGACAUGGAACCCAAUUCCAGCUCAGAGGACACCAAAGGCAACAAACGUAUGCGGACAAACUCCAACAGUGGAGGGGUGGGACCAACGGGUCUCCCCAUUCCUUCUAUUAAGACUGAGCCACUUCCACCUCCCCUUGAUCGCACCUGCCCCUCUCCAGUUCUUAUUGACUGCCCACACCCGAACUGCAACAAGAAGUACAAGCACAUCAAUGGUCUCAAGUACCACCAAGCCCGUGCCCACAAUGAUGAUGACAUAAAGUUGGAAAUAGACGGAGACAGUGAAUAUGGAGAGGACUCGACUCUCCACCCUGAACCAGGGAACUGUAAUGGAGCGUCUAUCUCUCAGAAAGGAUGCUUGUCUCCAGCUCGUUCAGUUACUCCAAAAGGCAGGAACUUUGAUGCUCAGAGUCCUUCCCCAUCUCCUGGCAAGUUUGGUUCAAAGCAGAGUAAAAAGAAAAUUGCUGAGACAGAUGCAGAGAUGGGAGCUACCCCGAUGGACGGGUGUGAAGAUGGGCCAUGCCUCACUGAUGAGGCCAGUAACGAUGGUAUAGAUGAUAAGAGAGGAUCAGACAAGUCUAAAAAGGCUGGCACAAAGGCUGAUAAAAUGGCCCAGAAAAACAUGAAGUCACCACGGCCCGUUGGCCCUGGCUCGACCGCAUCCCAGCAGGUGUACCCUUUUCCUCCUGGAAACCCAAAUUCUUCCCCGGGGCUUACCCCAAUGAUACAAGGGAUUCCCAAAAGUCCCCAAAUGAAGGGCACACAGCCUAAACCCCCUGCCAUUGGAGAUCCUGCCUCAGGUAGCUCCAAAGACAAGAAGAAGAAAGACAAGAAGAAGAAAGAUGGUGGGAAGGAGGCUGACAGCCCCAAGCCUCCGGGAAAGGGAGGGAAACUGGAGGAAGCAAAGCUUCCAUACGCUGAACCUCCUGAUCAAGGAAAUAAGGGGGAAGGACUCCUCAAUGGUUCCUCAGAUCCUCAUCAGAGUCGCUUGGCCAGUAUCAAGGCUGAGGCUGACAAAAUUUACAGCUUUUCUGACAAUGCCCCUAGCCCAUCCAUUGGUGUAGCCAGUCGGAUAGAUGGCAGUGGGAUGCCACAGCCUCUCACGCCACUUCACGCAGCGAACCAGAAUGGUGCCGACAACUCUUCAGUCAAAACCAAUAGCCCAGCAUAUUCAGACAUUUCAGAUGCUGGUGAGGAUGGUGAAGGGAAACUAGAAGGCGUCAAAGUCAGGUCAGAGGACCAAGCCGUCAGGGAAAGUGUCAAAAAGGCACUCUUUCCAAACCAGACACCCAGCAAAGAAUCCCCGUACUAUCCCGGCUAUGAGACCUAUUACUCACCCAAUUACGUAAAUCCCAGUCCUGGUGGGCCCAAUCCAGGCACGCCGGUGGUUGAAGGUCAGGUUAAGAUCAAAAGGGAAGAGGACCUGGACCAAGCUGAGGAAAAAGUCAAGGUUGAGGUUCAUGAAGACCGCAAACCUGACAUCAGUGCUCCUGGCCAGCAGCAACAGCAGCAACAACAACAACAGCAGCAACAACAACAGCAGCAGCAGCAACAACAGCAGCAGCAGCAGCAGCAACAACAACAACAACAACAACAACAACAGCAACAACCGCAGCAGCAACCCUCAGUCAUCCAACAGCGAUCCAACAUGUACAUGCAACCUCUUUACUACAACCAGUAUGCUUAUGUCCCCCCAUAUGCCUACCACCCCGAUCAAGCCUACCAUAACCACUUGAUAAACACCAACCCAGCCUACCGGCAACAGUACGAGGAGCGGCAGCGGCAGAUGGCUGAACAGCAUCGCGCUGAGAAGAAGUCAGACAUAGCCAUAAAAGAACGAGAAGCCUCCAUGAAGGAGGAGUGGAAACAAAAGAGCCCAAUGCCGCCAAGCCUCUCCAAAGCCCCUAGUCAGUCAGACCUUGGAAAGACGCCGCAGCCCACGAGCAAAUCCAGGGACUCACCCUCUGAGCCCUCCUCCAAAUCCAUGGGGAGCAUAAAGGACGACCCAAAGUCCCAGCAAGCUGAAGGGCUAAAGAUGAAGCUGACCGAAGGGGGCCACCAUGGAAAGGAAGACUCCAAGCAAGCACUGGAGUCCAGAGGUCAGGCAGGGAUGGAGCAGGCCAUGUGGUACAGACAGCAGUACCCCGAGAGCCAGAAGCCCCAAGCGGAAGACGAACACCAGCAGCAACAACCUCGAUGGAAAGAUGAAAGGGACAGAGAGCGGGAACGGGAUCGUAAAUUAAAGGAUGACAGGCCCCGGCCCAAGGACAGUCAAAGUGGGCCCAAGGAGGACGGCAAAGAGGGCAGUGAUCCCAGAAUCACUUCCGAGGACCACCGGGUCAUGAGCAAAGACUCUCGUUCUAAUCCCCACAUGCAGUUCUCAUCACCACUAGCACAGCACCAAGGCUACAUGCCCUACAUGCAUGGUUACCCCUAUGGACAAGGCUAUGACCCCAACCACCCUGGAUACAGGGGCAUGCCCUCAGUCAUGAUGCAGAAUUACCCAGGUUCGUACCUUCCUGGAGGCUAUCCGUUUUCUCCGUAUGGCAGCAAAAUGGCCGGAGGUGAUGAAGGCGGCGACAAAUCUCGCGCCAGCCCCACUGUCACCAAAACGGCGGCGGACUCCAAAGCCCUGGAUAUCCUGCAUCAGCACGCCAGCCAGUACAAGAGCAAAUCCCCCACAGUAGGUGACAAGCCGCCCCAUGAGAGGGAGAGGGAGCAAGACAGAGGAGCCGGGGGAGAGCGAGAUCGGGAGAGGGAGCGCGAGAGGGAAAGAGAACGAGACGUGGACCGACCACGUUCCUCGCCCUCCCAGCGCAUCAUGCCCUCUCACCACCACCUGGGAUACCCCCUGCUCUCAGGGCAGUAUGACCUGUCCUACGCCACAGGUCUCUCCUCAUCCGCUAUUGUUGCCAGCCAACAAGCAGCAACCCCCUCCCUCUACCCACCACCGCGGAGGUGAGAACGGCAAACCUGACCGUCACACCUCAACCCUGCAAAGAUUCAUGUGACUGGCUCAUGUGAGAAGAGAAUCUCCCGGGUGUUACCUUUUAGACAUCAGUUGAAUGGUGUUUCUAUAUUUUUAGUUCUUCUGCCCCGAGGCUCGGCAGAUUGUCGUUUUUUUUGUCCUCCCCUCGUAAAUGACCCCAAAUUUUCCCAGACCUUGGACUAUAACAGGACUGAUAAUAACCCAGGUUCAAAGCCAUCACUCUGCCUCACCACGCAGAGGAAACACCAACCCGCUGAUUAUCUAGUCUUUGCACUGUCAACAAAUACAAUGCAAGAAGAGACUAUUGGACUGCCAGAACAGCUUUUUUUGUUGUUGUUUUUUUUUCUUUCUUUGACUGCAUUGUUUUUUGUCACGCAGAAAGAAGUUGGCAGGGGAUUUUGAUGAGUUGGGUGGCUGACGGGAAAGGGGAGUCAAACUAAAUUAAAGACUGAAAAGAAAAAGUGAAUCAUAUUGAAAUGAUUUCAGCUCUACGUCUUUGGCUUAUUGUAUGCCGUGAAACAACAGUAUAUCCUUAACUUGACAAAUGUUUGGCUAUAUUUCGUGGGGGAGAGGGAAUAUGGCAACAGCUGCUUUCUUCAGAGACUUGAGAGCCUGAGACUGAAGUUUUUUUCAUUUUUCCAUCAUCAUUGUCAAUUCCCAUCCUCUUCGAACCCUCAGUUCUUGUUUCAGGGAUGAUGUCGUCAUGUUUUUUGCGAAGGGACCGCACACACCUCAAUGGAGAAUAAACACUAUUCAUGUUUUCUUUUCUCAGUAAUACUUCACCUCUGCUCCAUAUCAUUGUGUUCAUCCUUGAAUGUGUCUGAUGCUGGUAUGAGUCCUGUUUUUCCUCACAAAUGAAAGGGUCACAUCUGUCGUUACGCUCAAGACGGUGAAGCCACAUCAGCAAGCGAUGAAUUUACUUGGCGUUGUCGUCACCACGUUUGGCCACUUGUUGAUGUUUUUACUGUAAGGUUGUGCUUCGUUCAGCUCGCCACAUUUGAUUUUCUGUAAACAAUGUGAAAUCUCACUCAACUCAUGUAUUUUUCUGCUGUAAUAUAGACUUUUAGCCGACUUUUUUGUGCAUAAAUGUUUAUAUUUAUCCCAGCACGCAACUGUUUAAAAGCUGUCACUGUUAAAUAGCUUUCAGCCUUCACAGCGUUUAACAUUAUGUGCUCAGAUCAUUGUUUCCCAGCUGUGCUUCUUCUUCACCCCAGCUUUGAUUGUCUUGCUGCACUUUUUUCUUUUUUAUUCUCUUGGCCUCAACACAUCACAGGCUUGGUUCACAUUCAUCCCAACAUGCACCGUGCAAUUAGACUGGAUCCAGAACUCUGAAUCGCUCCACAUCUCAGAUCUUUCUCAGCGAUUCAAUGUGCAACUCAAACUGAAAAAUAACAUGGUAAAUCAGUUUGAUUUUCAGGCUCUCAAAAGGGUCAAAAUGUUCUCUUGGUGCUUCGCUUGCUCCUGUGGCUUCACUAUAACACACGUUCACCUCGGACAGUCAGCGUGGGUUUCUUACCAGCGGCGAGCUUUGGAUCGACUGGGCCAAUGAGUCUGAUGCCUCAGACAAACUGCUUUCUUUGUUCAGUUGCCGUCUGUGCUGUUAGGUCAACAUACUGGCACAUUAAACAUGAGAGCAUGAAACGAACCCCCCAAAAAAGCUUUCAGCUGCUACUGUUACAUGAACCAGUCUGAUGCAGACCAUGAACUUAAAGGACCAGUGUGUAGGAUUUUGUGGCAUCUAGUAGUGAGGUUGCAGAUUGCAACCAACUGAAUACCCCUCUCCCCUCCUUUUCCAAGCCAACCCUGUCUUCUACAAAAUUACGUUCCCAUACAACUAAACUGCAUUCUCAAUUACGUUUUGUGGGAAACUUUUUUCUCCCAGAUUACGAUCACAGUUUUAAACCGUUUUAAACAUGAGGUUAACGCAUAGACUAGAUAGACAACCAAACGCUGAAUAAAACAUUUUUAGGAGAGCAAAAAGGUUAUAAUUAACUUUCAUGAACUGAAAACACACUGUGAAAGGGUUUGAAAGUUCAAAGAC